Messenger RNA from Patella vulgata (common limpet), 9149 nucleotides. RefSeq lists its product as uncharacterized. The record is from RefSeq and is a predicted model, not a curated record. The transcript is spliced from 5 exons. Bases 548 to 1837 code for a protein of 429 amino acids. NCBI's taxonomy places the organism in Eukaryota, Metazoa, Mollusca, Gastropoda, Patellidae.
UUUAACCAGAUGAUGCCACAUUUAAACUACAAGAAAGCGCUAAAUAAAAAUAUCGCUACUGGGCCUAUAGUAAACAAACAGCGAGAACAGAAGACCGGAAGUGAUCAACCACCUUUCUCGCCGUUUCACGCGUUUCGCAACAUAACGUCGAGAAUUCAUGAGUCGGCAAUCAUACGGUAUUAUCUAUGAUGGCAUCCGUCAAGCACAAUCUACUGAGAAAUAUCUUUCUCUAGGUUUAGGGUUCGGGUUAGGUUUAUGAAUUACAUGUCAAACGUACAAAUUGAAGCUGUAACAACGGUGGAUUGUGGCUAAAACUAUUCUGAAGGGUUAGGGUUAGAAUUGUGGGUAUAAAUUAAUAUACACGGAAAGAUAUUUCUCAGAUCGGGAAAAUCUACUACACUAGUAGUACUAGGGCCUACUAGUACUACUUUAUCGUGCCCUCGCGUAUUAUCUAUGGUUAGAUGAGGGGACGUAUUUUUUAACAGAGUGUUGUGCCGAUCAUACUGGUUCUAGGAGGGGUACAAACCGUACAAUUGCACAAGUGAAAAUGGAUUCAUCACUUGUAUCACAUGAUUCAUGUAGUAAUAACAUCAUCCUUGAUGAAGGUUCGACUGUAGCAUCAUGGAAAGAUAGAAGUCCUCAUUUCUUCCGCUCUACAAAUUUAUUCACAACUUCAUCACACACUGAGGAAUUUGAGUAUAGUGGAACUGGUCAUGGAUCCGUCAUGCUCAUGUCUGGUGAUGCUGUUGUAUUAAGGUGUUCUAUUAAAUUGAAAAAGGAAUUUGGUAAAGGAUAUAUCAAAAAUAUAAAUGAAGGUGUUGAGAUAAUUGUAAAUAAUAAAAGCCAAACUAUCAAAUGGUCUACAGUUAAUCAAACACUUGGAUUACAUAUCUGUUUUGAUAUACGCUUUGGAAAUAUGGUUUUUGAUAUAGGAACAGCACCUGUCAACUCUUUUAUACCACUUGAUGAAAUGGGAAAUGUGAAUGGCACCAAGCUUAAGCUCUACAAUGAAAAUCCUGGUGCUUAUGUUGCGUAUGAAAUGCCUUUGAAAGAAAAAGAAAUAAGACAAAUUGAUGUUUUGGGUAAUCCAAAGGCCAAUUGGUGGACUGUCGGCAUAUUUUUAUCAAAUUCUGGUUUAACAUCAAUGCCAAAUACGAGGAACUUAUUUAUGGUAAAAAAAUUUGAUAAAAAGUGUCAGGGAGCAAUUAGCAUAUGGUUGACAUCUGAUGGAAAGAUUCAUUGUUAUUUUCAAGAUCAGUGCUGUACUAAAGAGAUUGAUAAUCCUAUACACCUGUCUCAAGAAAUAUUUUUAUGGAUUGAACUCUUUAGAUGUAAGAUAAGUGUUAAAUCACUGCCUUUAUAUGACGGUGAGGUCCCUGGCUAUGUUAAACUUACAAGAGACGAAGAAAAUGUGAUGGCUAUGACAGAUCUACCAAAGAAUAUCAGAGCUAGAGGAAGUCCGCCAUUUGAGUCUUCUAUAACAUGCAAAUCAGCUCGAUUAGAUGGUUCAUUUCGCUAUGCUAUACAGGAAACAGCAAAUGAAAACACUGUCCCCAAAGUUAUAGAUGACUCCCUAAGUGAUGGAAGUAUAAAUGAUCCUGUAGCUGUGUCAGAUCUAAAAGAUUUGAUCGACAAUUUGUCUUUGACACAGAAUAUGAUCCAAUCUCAUCCAGGGCCACAUUUUAAAAAGAUGUAUUUGGGUAUGGAAAGGGAAUUCAAAGCUCGACUUCAGUAUUUAGAAAAUAAUCAAAAUUACUCUUCUUAUGAUCUUGUUAAUCUUAAAUCUAAAUUUGCUGAUACUUUUUCAUCUUUGCAUGCCCAUGAACAUAUAUUUUAAUCUUUAAAAGAAAAAAUUUCAAACAUCUAAAAUCAUUUAUUUUCAAACUGCUGCCCUGCAUGUCAAUGACCGCCCUAGACAUUCGGCAAUUUGCUAAUGCCGACAAUUUUUUUUAUUGGCGAAUAAAGUGAUGAUACUAGCGAAAAUUUUGGCGAAUGAAUUUUAGAGAGUGUUAUUUCGUAAAUCUGCUAAUAUUAUUAAACUUGAAAUCGUCUUGUUCAAGGCUUCUUUCGAUUGCCUCAAUGGAGUGUCUAUUUUUGUCCCCCGCCUUUCGAAGAAAGCAGGGGACUAUUAAAAUGGGUUCGUCUGUCUGUCCGUCACACUUUUUGGACACAAUAACUCUCUUUCUAAUUGAGCUAGAAUGUUCAAACUUGGAGUAGGUGUUUAUUAGGUCAAUACCUUGAUGGAGUUCAAAGAUGAGCAUUUUCCGCUUAGGGUAAGCAGAGUUAAGCAAUUUGAUUGGUUGAUGCUUUGGGACACGAUAACUUAGUCCUAAUUAAGUGAGAGGGAUGAAACUUGGUGUAUAGUUUCAUUACAUCAAUACCUUGACUAAGUUCGAUAAUGAGCGUUUUCUGCUCAGGGUAAGCAGAGCGUUAAGCAAUAUGAUUGGCCAACAUUUUGGAACACAAAAACUCUCCUUCUAAUUGAGCUAGUAUGUUCAAACUUGGUGUAGGCAUUCAUUAGGUGAAUACCUUGAUGUAGUUCGAUUAUGAAUAUUGUCUGCUACUGGUAGGCAGAGAUAAUCAAUCUGAUUGGUUGAUGCAGGGGUGUGCUGGCCCCAAAGGGGCCCGGGAGGACGGGCCUAACCUGUCGGUCGUCAAAGUCAAACCGCGCGCCGAAGGCGACCCGCUGGUAGGGGGGUCUUGGGGGGUUCUCCCUCCAGAAAAUUUUUGAAAUUUGACAACAGGAAACGCAUUUUGCAAGCACUUCUGGGAGAAAUCUAGGUAUCAUAUAUUCCAAAUUUAUGCUGCUAUUUUGACUAUAAGACAUACUACUGUACUACACAAGACACUCAUGACAGGUCUGCUUAAGAUAAUGCUAAUACAAUGUAUUUCUAUCCAAAUAAUAAAUUGCAUCUUAUACAUAUCGAGGCAUGAAUACAUGUAUCAAAGACCAUUUCACCUUAAGGUGACAGACAUUUGCACGUCAGCAUAAUAUAUUUACUCUCAAUUUUUUGAGGGGAUUCCGCGUGAAAAUUAGAGCUUAUACGGGUGGACUUAUUGUUUAAUGGGGGCCUGGGAGGACACCGUCCUCCUAAACUCCCUGCCAGCAUGCCCCUGGGUUGAUGCUUUAGGGGCACGAUAACUUUGGUUAUAAUGAAGUGAGAACCUUGAAACUCUGAAUAUAGAUCCAUUAUAUCAUUACCUUGACUAAGUUCAAUUGUGCAAAUUUUCUGCCUGGGCUAAGGAGCGAUAAGCAAUUUGAUUGGUCAAGACUUUGGAACAUAAAAACUCUGCUUUUUAUUGAGGUAGAAGGUUUAAACCUGAUGUAGAUGUUCAUUAGGUGAAUGUCUUGACUGAUUUCAAUGAUUAACAUUUCAAGCUAAAGCUAAGGCCUAAGCAGAGCUAAUCAAUUUCAUUGGUCGAUGCUUUGGGACAAGAUAAUCUUGAUUCUAUCUGAUAGAGAGUGAUGAGACUUAAGUGUGUAGUUUGAUUGCUCGAAACUUUUGAAAAAAAUAAAUGUGCGAUUAAUUAAUGUGUGUCGUCUAUUUAUUUUGGGAUCAGCCUCACUGUUGGCUUGUUAGUACAUUAAUUACUCUAGUUAAGUCUCAAUCUUACAAGUCUCAAAUCAGUCAAUGUUACGCAUUAAAACGACCGAAAGAUCUAGUCUCGAAAUUAUAAAACUAUCAGUUACGACGUCCCUUUUGUCUGGCACUGGGUUUGGCAUUUGCUUCACUACAAAUUUUCUUUACUCACACAGCAAAUAAAUAAAACGUACAAUAAUGACAACUCAUACUAGUAAACCCAAAAUUAAAAGGAUAUAUUCUUUUUUCCUUCCUACAAUUACUGUUAGUCCAGAAUCUACUUCUGAAAGUGAGAGUGUCAUCUCUGACGCAAGUCAUUCGUUGGCUUCAUCAACAUGUGGACAAAAAUUAGACCUAGACCGAGCUAACCCUCAAUGACCUCAUGUUUAUAAAAAUGGAUGGAUCGGAAAGCAUAAAUUUUGGAUUUGUCAGAGCAUUUGAUCAGUGGUGUCUUAAAAAGAAUCAUCGUGUCUUUUCUGUUAGGAUGAAUUAAUCAUGUGGCUGUGUGAAGUAAUCUAUCCUAUAAACAUUUUUUUGUUAUCUGCAUUCAUAUUCUCCAUAAUGUGAACUUUUGGACAGUCAAGGAGAUAAACAUUUAUUUUCAUUUUUAAUUAACAAACAUGAAUAAAAAUGAUGUAAAAUAUUUGGCUAAAACUUUCUGAAUUAGCUAAUAAAAUUUUAAUUUGGCUAAAGGUUUUAAGAGUCUAGGGCGGUCACUGCAUGUUAAAGAACCCUUGACAGUUGGAUAUAAAAAUAAAAGUAGAUCGUAUUGCUGUCCGGUUGAAAUUACUCUAAUAGCAUUAGCCUAAUUAGAGCAGAAAAGUAGGAAUAAAAAUCAUUAAACCCCAUUUUAUUUAAUUAAAAUGCAUUAUCUGUUAUUGACAGCAUUUUGGUGCAUUAUUUUAAAAUGUUUUAUACCAAUGAUAUUUUAGCCGAGAUGAGUUCUAGCAUUUUAUUAGUACUGUAUCAUAUAUCAGAAUUGCUUAAAGUAAUUUUGUCGAAAAAAUCUAUAAAUUUAUUUUGAUGCUGAUUUUUUGUUUUUGUAUAAAAUUGCUUUUUUAUGUUUAUGAAUUUAUAUGGGUUGGGUAAUUAGUAAGGCUUAUAACUUAACACAAUUUCUUACAACCCUUAAAAAUUGGCAUGCAUGUCUCAAAAUAACUAACAAUUCGAUAAACUGGACUAUAUAUUGUAACAAGAUUGAAUCAAAAUCAAAAUUGUGAAAGUUACUAUUGUUUAACCGUUGAAUUCGCUUUUAUUUUAUUACGUUCAACUUAUGCAACCUGAAAAUUGUCAAGUGAACCAGAUUUUUUUAAAUGCACAGUGUUCCACGACCUCAUGUCCUGACGUUACCCUCCCCCCCUUUUCCCAAAACGUGAUUGUGAUAUAUACUGCAGUUCUUAACAUAACAUUUAUAAUUAGCUGCAGGUUAAUUACAUAGUUAGGAGUUGUUAAUUAUUGUAUAUAUAUGAUUAAAUCAGAAUAUGUCAAUAUGUCUACAAUCUGAUUAAAACACAGAUCCUAUUUUGUUUCGUUUUUAUAGUUCAAAAUUUCGUUUUACUUGUCUUUACUACACUAGGAUCUGGAAGAGUUGUUAUCAUUGACGUGUUCUGAAUGGUGUAAGGAAUUAGACAAUGAAGCGGUCUGUUAUGGCGAGCUUUAGGCGUGUUUUGCAUGGAACUGUGGGUAAUCCACUAGUAACAUCAAUGCUGAUUGGUUAAUUAAAUGUCUUACAUCAUAGGGUCAAAAGCCGCUCGUAUGACCUCUGACGCGACCUAUCGCUACAACCGGUCAGCCAUCGAAAGUAUAAAAAAAAUGAAACGAAAUAUAGAUCUGUAUUUUAAUCAGAUUGACAUGUCUAUGUUUUGUGCUACUAUACUCUUCAAAAAAAAGUAGGGGAUAUUCAGAAACAAUACAAAACUGCGGAAUGCACAUCUGUUUUUAUUAGAGGUAACCCGUGUAUGUUAAUAACGGGCCAAUUGCCUACACAUGAACAUAAACAGUUCAUAUGGGCGGCUUAUCUGAUGGCUCCAAUUCACUCACAAAGAGAUACACUGUCAAAAGUGAAAAUGACGUUUUUGAUUUUUGUCUUAAUGAGUAAUUGCUCCACCAAUCCUCCGACAUUCAGCAAUUCGUCGUGGCAUGCUCCUAAUCAACCGUCCAAUCACGAUUUGGGGCAAUCUGACCCACUCUUCUUGCAUUGCCACAGCCAAUUCAUGCAGUGUUGUUGGUUGACGUUGAGGAACACGUCUCCCGAUCAAAUUAAACGUAAGACACUAAAGCAAAGAUAUGCUAAACAGUAAAUCUUAUGCAAGAACCAAUAGGAAAGCAAACAUGGAUAGGAUAAACCAGCAAGCGGCAGUUUUCAUCAACCCUUCCUUGAAGUAUCAAAUUUGACAAUGAACCCAUCCCACGUGCAGAUCGGUGGUUCUGUUGGGGCGAUAAGUACUUCAUCUGUGAACAUACUCUCAAAGCAUGUCAGGUGUCCAUGACUAUUUAUCAUAUCACAACCUGCAUAGGUAUUUGCAUUUCAAUAUCCCCUACUUUUUUUUUUUGAAGAGUAUAGCAUGGUGGCUCAUGUGUUUAUAACCCAUUCUUGCCCAGACAUGGAGCUAGGUUGGCUUAGUGGUUAGUGUGUUGGCUCACUUACAAGAUAGUCCCUGGUUCGAUGACAGAGAAAGUUCCUUGUCAGUGAUGCAGAACACCUGGCCUGGCAAGUAAAAACAAGAUCCUGAUUAAUAUACAGAUCUAUAUUAUGUUUCGUUUGUAUACUUUCAAUGGCCUCUACUACAUGAAGAUCUGACUAGUUGUAAUGGGAGGUCACGUCCGGGGUCAUACGAGCGGCUUUUGACCCUAUGACAUCAGACAUUUGAUUAACCAAACUUGCCGCAACAAACAGUUUCAUUGACUUAUCCCUCACAUCAACCAGAACGCAGGUUAUAUAACAACUCUUCCAGAUCCUAGUGUAGUGAAGACAAGUAAAACAAAAUUUUGAACUAUAAAAAACGAAACCAAAUAAGAUCUGUGUUUUAAUCAGAUUGGUGUACUUGUUGGAAUUCGAUGAGGAGUUACACAUUAAUAAACUGCUGUCAGUGCAAAAUUUUAGAUCAGUUAAAUUGGAACUCUAUCAGAAUUCCCUUUAAGAUUUUCACUUUUAUUAUUGACCUAUCAAUUUACCGAUUAAACGGACAGCCAAUUUGAUCAGAAAAGAGGACACACACAAUGGAAAUGAAAUGAAAUGGGGGUUUAAUGGCCAUACUGUUCUGCUCCGAACUGGGCUAAUGAAGACGGCAUACGCCAUACAGUGUGCUAUGAGGGGAAAUUUUGCCCAGGCAGCGACACUACAGCCUACUCUUAUAUCAAAUUCCAACUGUCAAUGUGUACUCGGGACCUCAGUUUUCCGUCCCAUCCGAACAACUAGACAGCUGUACUUGUCAGGUCCUCCAUUCUGUGCCACUGACAAGGGGAAACCACGCAGGAAAAUCCUGAUGAACUUUCUCGGCCAAUGCAGGGAUUGAACACAUGACCUUCAGGCUAUGGAUGUUUCUUGGAAUGGCCAUCGGAUGGCUGCCUUUCCUUAUAUUAUUAUUUCAUUUCUCGAAAAGCGAAGUUGAAUCAUUCUACUAACUGUAUAGAUACCUUUAUUAUGAAAAACCACGUUUGAAAAUAAACAACACCCAACGCCAAUUUAAUGUCCAUAAAAAAUUUGAUACCGAAAGAAUAAAAUUACCCGAUGCCCCCGCCCCCCUUUCAUCUGGCCCUUUGACUUCUAGGGUUAUGACCAUUUUACACUUUGUAAAAUCAAUCUUGUGAACGCUCAAUCAACAAAUUUAUUAAUACUAUAAUUUUAUUGUCCUUAAUUACACCAUAGAAUAUUGUUGAUAUAUUAUGGGAGAUUAUAUCACCGAAUAGUGAUACUAAUUUUUAGUUCUUUUUCAAAUUUUAUUUCAAGAAUACAUAAUUUAAUUCUUAACUCUUUAUUCACGUACAUAGGCAAUAAAGCUCACAUUAAGGUUAUUAGUCUGUCUGACUUUACUUUUAAUGUUAAUAUUGUUGUAGGGGGUCAAAUAUGAAGUAAAUAACCACACCAAGGGUUCAGUAAAACAGCAAUUUAUUACCUUAUAAUAAAACCCCUGAAAUUAUACAAUUACAGUAUAAAUAACAUAAUCCAACAUAUAAAAUCAAUUCAUUCAUAAUCAUAUUCAUUAAAAUAAUAUAUUACAUAUUAACACUAAAAUCUCUAUUCUAACUACUACUUUUAUAUAUACUUAGUCUAUAUAAAUACUUUAAAGGGAAACUACCUCCUGUUAACCCGUAUGAAAUAUACAGGCAUAAUCUAAAUAAUCUUACUAAUAAUAAUAAUGUUCUUACCCAUGAAGGGGUUUUUAAUAAAGUAACCAGAGUCUGGAACAAGGUGAAGUACCUUAUAGCUCUGUCUGUAAUAAAAUAUGGGGUAUUUGAUAUUAAUUAUAUUAUUAAAGCGAAAUGCUUUAAAUAGUGUUACUAUUAUAAACUGUAUGCCUUGUAUUUGCAGAAUGUAAUUAACAAAAACCAGAUUAACUUUAACUUAUUUGACAAUUUUACUUAAAACCUACAUGUCCGACAACUUUAACAAAGACAAAUAAAAUAUAUAUAAACUUAUAAAACUGAUAAAACAAAUAGCCACACAUACCUUUAAACUGUAAACAAUAAAUCUGUAGAUAAUAAUUCUUCCAAUACCAAAUACACACAAUUGAUACGAAUAAAUGAAACUAUUAUUAUAACUAUUGAAACUUUAAAUAUAAAAUCACUACCAAGGUUGAAUGAAAUAUUCAACCUCACACUACAAGAUUCUAUAAGUAAGUGACCAAGGAGAUAGGAAAUACAAAUCCAAGAAACCUUUGGGUCAAAGGUGAAAAUUGAAUCCCAGUGACCAGAUGAUGAACUCGAACUCACUGGUUAGAAGAGUGUACAGAACAGGAUAGUUUAAAGAUGCAUUGAUGUGUGACAUAUUACUUAAAAUUACAUUAGUAUUGUGAUCAUAUUAAAAUACCCAUAAACUAAAUAAAAUCACUCUACCACAAUAUUUUGAUUUAAAGUCUAUAAAGUAAUUGCCUAAAAGCAAGAAUGGUCUUGACUGUACUGUUAUAAUCUUUGGGGUGCCAAUAGGAUUAUUAGUAGAAAGCUCGAAAUAAAGAUUUAUACAUUUAACAAUGCAGUCAGAUCUGUGCCAAUCAAGUGUCAACGCUUUUAAUUUACUUAGGGCUUAAAGCUUAUUAACUAAUUCAAUAUUUUAUUGUAAAACUUUUACCCAAUGAAAGUUAUAUAUUAGUUUAACUUCUUUUCAUUUGAUUUGUUACAAUAUAUUUUUAUCCCUAAUUUUAUCUUGAAUCUGAUUUGUUGAAAUGAUUGGCCUUUUGUCUGUAUGUAAAUUAGUUUGUUUAAAAGACCCCUACACAGACAGAAGAGACAUGAAAAUAUACAGGGAGAUCAGAUGAGAUAGGAGAUAAGGUUAAGACGUUUAGUAACCCUUUGAUAUGAUCUUGUAAAUAAUGUAUUUUUAAACUGUAUAUAAAGUAAUAUUGAAACAGA